This is a messenger RNA of Octopus sinensis (East Asian common octopus), 591 nucleotides long. RefSeq names its product 60 kDa neurofilament protein-like. NCBI's taxonomy places the organism in Eukaryota, Metazoa, Mollusca, Cephalopoda, Octopoda, Octopodidae. The record is from RefSeq and is a predicted model, not a curated record. The transcript has 3 exons. The coding region runs from base 1 to 591 and encodes 196 amino acids.
AUGAAAGAACUCAACAGCCGUCUUGCCCAUUACAUCGAAACAUCGAGAUAUAAUGAAUCUGAAAAUAAACGACUAAUGCAGGAACUUCAAAGAAUCAAGGAAAUAGUCGGCAAGGAGAACGACUCUAUCAAAAAUAUGUACGAAACUGAACUAAGGCAACUGAGGACUUUGCUCGACAAUUCCGAACAAGAAAAAAUGAAGCACAUAUUAACAACCCAGACCGAAAAAGAUUCCUUCAACGAACUUUUGGAAAUGUUAAAAGAAUUUGAAGAGUUGGAACGAGAGCUAAAAGAAAAAAUUGAAAGCAAAGAAAAUGACCUUUUAAAAUGCGAAAGCGAAGUUUCGAUGCUUAAAAGACAAAAUUCCAAACUUUUAAGUGAAAGACAACGCGAAAAAAACAAAAUUGAAAAAGUCAGAGCAGAUCUGGCUCGUGUAAAAGCCAAAGCAAUUCUCAAUGCUCAAAACAAUAAUCUAAAACGAGAACUAAGUGAACUGCAUUUAGAGUUUGACAAAAUGAUAAUCGAAAAAAAUACGGAAACUGAGGAAAUUAGAAAUGUUAUGGAAAAAACUCUUUUGAACUACAGACAAUAA